Sebastes umbrosus (honeycomb rockfish) is the source of this 1076-nucleotide messenger RNA. RefSeq names its product retinol binding protein 1a, cellular (gene rbp5). Gene Ontology annotation, cellular component: cytosol; nucleus. The record is from RefSeq and is a predicted model, not a curated record. Bases 362 to 778 code for a protein of 138 amino acids. Gene Ontology annotation, biological process: fatty acid transport. Lineage: Eukaryota; Metazoa; Chordata; Actinopteri; Perciformes; Sebastidae. The transcript has 4 exons. Gene Ontology annotation, molecular function: fatty acid binding.
CAUUAAGAGAGAUGAGUGAACCUCCCCCCUGAAUGAUGAGGUCCUGCUGAAACACUCUCAGCCUCAGUGAGUCACAGCUGACUAGAAACCAUUUCAUAAAUCCAGUCUCCACCCGAGAGAGAGGAGGUUCACUGAGGAGUAGCGUGCAGGAAAACAAGAUACCGUGCAACAGACUCAUUUGACUCGUCCUGAAGCCUUGUGCAUUGUGCAAAGACCAGUUGCGUAAGUGAAACUGAUAACCAAACAAGGAGGCAACAGAUCCGCUCUGGGAUCCGGUCUAGACUCGAGGGAAGAAAAAAGAAAGCAAGAAGAAGGAAAGGUUGAGAUUUCAGCUCGUCUGGAGUUUUGAAAAGGAAAGAAAAUGUCUAAACCUGAUUACUCUGGCACGUUUCAUAUGGUGGAGCAGGAUAACAUGGAGGCAUACCUCGCAGCUUUAGAUAUUAAUUUUGCCCUGAGGAAGAUUGUGUGUCUGCUGAAGCCCACCAAAGAGAUCACCCAUGACCCGGCCACGGGGGCUAUGAAGAUACGCACUCUCACCACCUUCAAGAACUUCAACAUGGACUUCAAUAUAGGACAGGAGUUCACUGAAGACCUGGGCCCAGUGGACGGGCGUACCUGUCAGACUACAGUGAGCUGGGAAGGAGACAACCUGCUUUGUGUACAGCGAGGCGAGAAGGAGGGACGAGGCUGGACACACUGGCUGGAGGGUAACAAGCUGCAUUUGGAGAUGAGGGUCGAAGGCGUCGUUGCCAAGCAAGUCUUCAAGAAGGCUGAGUGACGUAACGGCAAAUAUGUUUUAGUGAAUUUAUUCUUAAUAGAAUAUAGUCAAGGACUUGGUACAAGAUUUGAAUCAUGUUUAUAGUUUUUUUUUUUAAUUAUAAUCAACAUUAUUUUUGACAUAUCACACUAAGACUGAAUAUCUGUGAAAACACUUGAUAUGUACGUGGUACAUCUUAUCUGAUGGUAUUAACUGAGAAGAGAGCAGCGGAGCAGAAUGACUUGUGUAGACGUUCCCAACAUACUUCCUCAUAUUGCACUAUAUCUAUCUUCACAAUGUUAUAAACAAAUCAUACAUC